Messenger RNA from Cylicocyclus nassatus, 919 nucleotides. Lineage: Eukaryota; Metazoa; Nematoda; Chromadorea; Rhabditida; Strongylidae. The record is from the annotation of a GenBank genome assembly.
UUUGAUGUCAUCUAUCAGCAGUUUUGCAUAAGAAGUCUAGUAGUUUGCAGCAAGCAUGGCGCAUGUCGAGUCGGGUGGCUCCACGCCUACUAUAGAUAAUCAAGUGAAUAAUGUAGAAAUAUCGGGCGACAGCAACACGCAGAAUGGUGGAGAGAAAACGGGUGAAAACGGAGAGCAUUCUAAUCCUGGAACCUACUUUGCUGGUGGAACUCAUAUAAAGCGUCCCCCGCCGGCUAAAGUCUUUUUUGCUCCACAGAAGUAUGGAUUCUUCACUAACAACAAAGUUGAGCAGCGAUGGAGAGAUGAUCCCGAUAAAGACAAAAAAACACACGCUGAUGAUAUUAUCGCAAAUGUUACAGAGAAGUUUUUCCCUCAGAAGAGAGCUGCACAAGAACAUAUGCCUCCUCCGAUGCCACCGAUAGGCCCAGCGUUUAUGCCCCCUCCCCCGGGCGUGUUGCCUCCUCCUGGCGUACCAGCUGUACCCCCGCCACCGUUCAUGAUGGCCCCUCCUAUUCCUACCAAAGAGGCGAAAAGAAUCAAGUUCAAUGAUGAGGAAAGUGAUGAGAAUGAACUUUUCGCUAAGCUGCUUUACAAAAAGCUGCGGUCGAUUACUAGCAGAAAGCGCUUGGAGAUCUUGCAUGUUUCAAUAAUGGAGAUGGUCAGACAGGCCCAAGAAGAGGACGAACGUGAGAGAACUGUUACCGGUAUGGAUCCGAAUGGGCCACAAAUGGUUUAGAAGAUUGUAAUAAGAUCGCUUUGAGUCUCAUUCAUUCCGAGGCUGUACAGCCGUAUCUCUUUCGUCAUAACUGAAAGAUUUGGCUUAUUAAUUCAGUAUUUAUUGAUGCAGACAAUUGAGUUGUGCGUGUGUUGUGCUUAUCCUAUUUGAAUUUGCUGUCUAAUGAACUGACUGAAAGUAAGU